AUGGGCUACUGUCGUGUACUUUGUACUGCUAGGAAGCUCCAUAGUCACUGAUGAGGCCAGAAGUGGUAUGAUAAACAGUACGAGAAAGCUUGUUUAGGCACAGCCCUGAAGACCAGCCCUUUUGAAAGUGCUUCUCCUGAAAAAGGAAUUGUGCUACAAAACGUAGGAAGUGAAGCCGAGCAGCAAAGUUCUGCCAUUAGGAAGUGUGUCAGGGGCCAGCAGAUCAAAAAUGGCAGGAAAAUCACAGCCUUUGCACCACAUGAUGGUUGCUUGAACUUUAUUGAGGAAAACGAUAAAGUUAUGGUUGCUGUUGGUGAUGUUCCCGGAGUCCACUUGAAGCUUGUCAGAGUAGCCAACGUCUCUCUUUUGGCACUACACAAAGGCAAGGAGGAAAGACAAAGAUCAUAA
Saimiri boliviensis boliviensis (Bolivian squirrel monkey) is the source of this 408-nucleotide messenger RNA. The record is from RefSeq and is a predicted model, not a curated record. NCBI's taxonomy places the organism in Eukaryota, Metazoa, Chordata, Mammalia, Primates, Cebidae.